GGGAGUUGUACAGUCCCAAAUCCUUGCGAAUUUACCGUUAAACGCAGACAGAACUGGCGAUCUUAACCCAGCCAUAAUUUAACACGGAGUCAGUAUGCUAACACUGGAGCAAUAAAUCUGGAUUUACUUCUUGGACAGCAAUUUUGGAAAGUUAAUGCAGUUCUAAAACUUUCGAGGUUCGAAAGAAGGAUAUCUCUGUGACCUCUCAGAGAAGUCACUCCUGUCAUGUCUUCGCUAUGAAGCUUGGAAAUCGCCACGGAACUGUUUUUACGCGUUUUAGUGAAGUGUGAUUAUUUUUAUAGUCUGAAGUCCAUUUGUCCAAAUCAUUGCUCGCGUCAUAUCUGGAGUAUUCAAAGCGGAGCACGGGGAUAGCUGCCCCUUGGCGGUUGCACCUCGAUCUGGCUUGAUUUGAAGACCGCGCUUGAUACUUUGUGUAAGCGAGGUUGCAGGUUAUUACCAUAGAGGAGGAGCCGUGCUGGUCUACCCCUUCACCCCACUCGCCAUCAGGUGUUUGUCGGGAAAGGUCUUGUACGGAAACGACAGAACGCAUUGACAGUUUGACGUGCCGAUAGAGAUUACCCCCUGAUUCGGUCGCAUUGAGGAGCCUCAACAGUGGACUUUUGGCUGGACGGAUACGAGAGAGGGGCGAGAGAACUAACUGACAAGACACCGGACGCCUGUGAACCUGUCCGGUCACGUCCACCACUUUAUUGCAGCUUUGAUCGAGACUUCUCAGCUUGUGGUUGGAUUUUAAAUGGUCUGGUCUUUCCGACUUGUCGGUGACAAGAUGAUGGAUGCGUGAGGUGGAAAUCAAUACCUCCCAUCGCCUGGUGACCUCCCAGCGCGUGCACAGAAAGCUCUUUGGACAAACGUACACCGACAGCUCACAGCAACUCACGCAGUGAAGCAGAAAAAACCGCAACUGCUCUCUCACCUGGUGUCCCCGCGCUCACGCGUACAAGUGUGUGAAUGUGUGAGAGAACGAAGAACCCCGUUUCUGAAGUGUAUAUGCGCACGCGUUUGUGCGUAUAAAGGCUGUACAUGUAUACAGGCUAUUGCGGGGAGAUGUGUAACUUUGAGUGACUGCCGCAGAGUGUGUGUUUGAGGUUUGCCCAGUCAAUGUGCCGCACUUACGUCUCCCCUUCAAGUGACUUUUAUUUCUUACCCUUUCUACACAUCAUUUGAAGACGUCGAAUGCACGCUAUGAAGUGCAAUUUCCACACUCAAUCAUAGGCGAAGAAUUGCCUUUCAGAGGAGACAGCGAACCCCGGGAAUAUUUCGAGAUUCAGUGGUCCAUCUUCUGAUUGUCUGGGUGGAACUAAAACACUGAGGAUACGCAUUCACAGUGAAGCAAAGUCGGAUAUAGCUUCAUAAGUAACUGUAAUUAUGGUCAUAUUUAGACAGGCCGCGGCGUGGAGUUUGUUGGUGGCUUUUUUCAGCGUGGUGGAGUCGCAGCCAUGCCCGGCUCCUUGCUCUUGCACGGGGACCACGGUGGACUGCCAUGGUCAGGGGCUGCGCAACGUGCCGCGGAACAUCCCCCGCAACACAGAACGACUGGAUUUGAAUGCAAACAACUUGACAAAAAUCACUAAAGCAGAUUUCGCUGGAUUGAGGCAUCUCAGAGUUUUGCAACUGAUGGAGAAUAAAAUCACUGCCAUCGAAAGAGGAGCAUUUCAAGAUCUUAAGGAGCUGGAGCGACUACGUCUGAACCGGAAUAACCUCCAAGUUUUCCCCGAGCUGCUGUUUUUGGGGACUCUGAAGCUCUACAGACUAGAUCUAAGUGAGAAUCAGAUCCAGGGCAUCCCCAGAAAGGCAUUCAGAGGAGCAGUGGAGAUCAAGAAUUUGCAGCUGGAUUACAACCAGAUCAGCUGCAUUGAAGAUGGAGCGUUCCGAGCGCUGCGCGACCUGGAAGUACUUACGCUCAACAACAAUAACAUCACUCGUUUGUCUGUGGCCAGCUUUAACCACAUGCCGAAGCUGCGGACUUUUCGCCUCCACUCCAAUAACCUGGUAUGUGACUGCCAUGUGGCCUGGCUGUCGGAGUGGCUGAGGCAGCGGCCUCGCCUGGGGCUCUACACACAGUGCAUGGGGCCACCACACCUCCGUGGACACAACGUCGCUGAGGUGCAGAAAAGAGAGUUUGUCUGCUCUGGGCAUCAGCCGUCUUCGUCGUGUAGUGUAUUGCAGUGUCCAGACUCCUGCACCUGCAGUAAUAACAUUGUGGACUGCAGAGGGAAAGGGCUGACAGAGAUCCCCACCAACCUGCCCGAGACCAUCACAGAGAUCCGCUUGGAGCAAAAUGGUAUCAAGAUUAUACCACCAGGAGCCUUCGCACCAUACAAAAGACUGAGGAGAAUAGAUCUGAGUAACAACCAGAUAUCCGAACUCGCCUCUGACUCCUUCCAAGGCCUUCGAUCACUUAACUCACUGGUUCUCUAUGGCAACAAGAUCACCGAGCUGCCCAAAGGCCUGUUUGAAGGCUUGUUUUCCCUGCAAUUACUACUUCUGAACGCCAACAAGAUUAAUUGUCUGCGGGUGGAUGCCUUCCAAGACCUCCACAACCUCAACCUCCUCUCACUCUACGACAAUAAGCUCCAGACCAUCGCCAAAGGGACCUUCUCCUCUCUGCGGGCCAUCCAAACUCUGCACCUUGCUCAAAAUCCCUUCAUCUGUGAUUGCCAUCUGAAGUGGCUGGCUGACUACCUGCAGGAGAAUCCCAUAGAGACCAGUGGUGCCCGCUGCACCAGCCCCCGUCGCCUGGCCAACAAACGCAUCGGCCAAAUCAAGAGCAAGAAGUUCCGUUGCUCAGGUGCUGAAGACUACCGUUCUAAGCUGGGAGGAGACUGCUUUGCUGACCUGGCUUGCCCAGAGAAAUGCCGCUGUGAGGGAACCACGGUGGACUGUUCUGGUCAGAAGCUCACCAAGAUCCCUGAUCACAUACCUCAAUACACCACUGAACUGCGCUUGAACAACAACGAGUUCACAGUAUUAGAAGCAACUGGAAUCUUCAAGAAGCUCCCCCAGCUUCGUAAAAUUAACCUCAGUAACAAUAAGAUCACAGACAUUGAGGAGGGCACAUUUGAAGGAGCCACUGGGGUGAAUGAACUCGUCUUGACCAGUAACCGCCUGGAGAAUGUCCAUUUCCGAAUGCUGAAGGGUUUGGGUGGACUACGGACACUGAUGCUGAGGAGUAACAGGAUCAGCUGUGUGAGCAACAGCAGCUUCACAGGGCUGAGUUCGGUGCGUCUCCUCUCCCUCUACGACAACCAGAUCACCUCCAUGUCGCCGGGGGCUUUCGACACCCUGCACUCUCUCUCUACAUUGAACCUGCUCGCCAAUCCGUUCAGCUGUAACUGUCACCUGGCUUGGCUGGGCGAGUGGCUGCGCAAGAAGCGCAUCGUGACGGGCAACCCUCGCUGCCAGACUCCCUACUUCCUGAAAGAGAUCCCCAUUCAGGAUGUGGCCGUCCAAGAUUUCGCCUGCGAGGAUGGUAAUGAUGAAAAUAGCUGCUCUCCACUGAUGCGUUGCCCUGCUGAGUGUACGUGUUUGGACACUGUGGUGCGCUGCAGCAACAAAGGCCUCAAAAUACUGCCCAAGGGCAUUCCCAAAGAAGUCACAGAGCUGUAUUUGGAUGGAAACCACUUCACCCAGGUCCCUCUGGAGCUCUCCAACUACAAACACUUAACUCUAAUUGAUUUAAGUAACAACCAGAUCAGCACGCUGUCCAACCACAGCUUCAGUAACAUGUCCGAGCUGCUUACUCUUAUCCUUAGCUAUAACAGACUACGGUGCAUUCCAGCUAAAGCAUUUGACGGACUCAGAUCACUCCGUCUCUUAUCACUGCAUGGAAAUGAUAUCGCUGUCAUCCCAGAGGGAGCAUUUAAGGACCUGGCCUCACUCUCCCACCUUGCUUUGGGAGCUAACCCACUGUACUGUGACUGCAACAUGCAGUGGCUGUCAGACUGGGUGAAGUCGGGCUAUAAAGAGCCUGGUAUUGCCCGCUGCGCUGGCCCAGGAGACAUGACUGAUAAACUGCUGCUCACCACCCCCUCCAAGAAGUUUACCUGCCAAGGCCCAGUUGACGUCAACAUCCUGGCAAAGUGUAACCCAUGCCUCUCCAAUCCUUGCAAGAAUGAUGGCACAUGUAACAAUGACCCAGUGGACUUCUACCGCUGCACCUGCCCCUAUGGGUUCAAGGGCCAAGAUUGUGACACGCCCAUUCAUGCCUGCAUCGCUAACCCCUGUCAAAAUGCGGGCACCUGCAACCUAAAGGAAGGAGAGGAGAGCAGCUUUUGGUGUGCCUGUCCAGAGGGCUUUGAGGGAGAGACGUGUGAAAUUAACAUUGAUGACUGUGAAGACAAUGACUGUGAGAAUAACUCAACUUGUGUUGAUGGCAUCAACAACUACACUUGCCUUUGUCCACCAGAGUACACAGGUGAACUCUGUGAAGAGAAGCUGGAUUUCUGUGCCCCUGAGUUGAACCCAUGUCAGCAUGACUCCAAAUGCAUCCUCACUCCACAGGGAUUCAAGUGUGAGUGCACCCCUGGCUAUGUGGGAGAGCAGUGUGAAGUGGACUUCGAUGACUGCCAGGAUAACAAGUGUAAAAGCGGAGCCCAGUGCAUCGAUGCCGUUAAUGGCUACACCUGCGUGUGUCCGGAGGGUUACAGUGGUUUGUUCUGCGAGUUCUCCCCGCCGAUGGUGUUGCCGAGGACCAGUCCAUGUGACAACCAUGACUGUGCCAAUGGGGCACAAUGCGUUGUCAUGGGCACAGACCCCGUAUGCCAGUGUCUCCAGGGUUAUGAAGGGCUGCGAUGCGAGAGGCUUGUCAGUGUCAACUUUGUGGACAGAGAGUCCUUCCUCCAGAUUCCCUCCAACAUUAUCACAGAGCAGGCAAACAUCUCUCUACAGAUUGCCACUGAUGAGGAUAACGGCGUGCUGCUGUAUAAAGGAGAUGGGGAGCACAUCGCUGUGGAGCUGUUCCGAGGGAGGCUGCGUGUGAGCUAUGAUACAGGCUCCUACCCCCCCUCUGCCAUCUACAGUGUGGAGACUAUAAAUGACGGCAGUUUCCAUGUGGUGGAGCUGGUGGCCCAGGAACAGAUGCUGUCCCUCUCCAUCGACGGCGGCAGCCCCAAGACCAUCAGCACCCUCAACAGACAGACCACUCAGGCCAACCAAUCACCACUCUACCUUGGGGGACUGCCAGGCCAGGUGGGGGUUGCAGCCUUGCGACAGGGUCCAGGCCACAACGGCACCAGUUUCCAUGGCUGCAUCCGCAACUUGUACAUCAACGGGGAGCUCCAGGACCUGACCCAGUUCCUGCUGCAGUCGGGCGUGCUUCCUGGCUGCCAGCCGUGCAACCGGCCCCAGUGUGCCCAUGGGACCUGCCACCCCACCGGCCAGUCUUCCUUCAGCUGCGAGUGCGAGGCAGGCUGGACUGGACAGCUCUGUGACCAGCAGGUCAACAACCCCUGUGAUGGUAACAAGUGUAUCCAUGGAACAUGUUUGCCCAUAAACUCCUACUCCUAUAGUUGCCGCUGCCAGCCUGGCUUUGCUGGGGUGCUGUGCGACGAGGAGGAGGUGUACAGCCCCUGCCAGUCCUUCAAGUGUAAACAUGGCACCUGUCGCGUGUCUGGCCUGGGUAAAGCCUACUGCGAGUGCAACUCGGGCUACUCCGGAGAGAGCUGCGACAGAGAAGUGGCAUGUCGAGGCGAACGGGUCCGAGAUCACUACCAGAGGCAGCAGGGCUAUGCGGCGUGUCAGACCACGGAGAAGGUCUCCCGGCUAGAGUGCCGGGGGAGCUGUGUGGGGGGGCAAUGCUGUGGUCCUCUGCGCAGCAAGCGACGGAAAUAUACCUUUGAGUGCACUGAUGGCUCCUCCUUUGUCCAGGAGGUGGAGAAAGUGGUCAAGUGUGGUUGUACAACGUGUCCAACCUAAAGAGCUCCCCCCACACACCACUUCCCCCAUCCACCUCUCCCUCUCCCUUGUCUGCUGCCCCGUUCCCUAUCCUUCUCCCCAACCACUCACCACCUCCUGUCCAGACCUCCUCUUCUUUUGGAGUUACAUGUCCCUUUCCUUUUGUUUUGUUUCAUUUUUGUGUCAUUUUGUUUUUUUAUGUACAUUUUUUUGUUAUGCCGGACUAAUGUAUGCUUCCAUAGUGGAGUUGUUGAAUUAUUGUAAUAUACAGAACAAACUUAUUUUUUAUUAUGAAGCGGAGGAAAACAAAAAGACAAAAAAUAGUUGACUGUUAUUUUUUUUCUUCUUUGCCAUCCCUCUAGGAACUGUGACAUUUUUUUGUUUGCUCUGUUUUUGGUCUCAUUUUUUCUGUUCCAAUGAACGCUUGAGUCAGUGAGCUGAGAUAUCCAGAGCUCUGCGCUGUCUUCUCCGUUCUCAUGGAUGGCUUUCAUAAGGACAUUAGAGGAUAGACUCUUUCCAUGCUGACACACAGAACAGCAGGCAAGAUGGCCGAAGAGCACCAUCAUAGCAGAGUUGAUGACUCGCCAAAGCUUACAAACCAUGGACAACGUUACGGUCCUAAAGACUCAUAUGUCAUGUCUUGAAGACAAACACACUCAUGUGCACAUGCGCUCAAAGACAAAUAAACGCACACAUCUAUUACGCACACGCACACAAACACGCACACACGCACACACACACACACAC
Messenger RNA from Engraulis encrasicolus (European anchovy), 6660 nucleotides. It is a transcript of the gene slit2, whose product is annotated as slit homolog 2 (Drosophila). The transcript is spliced from 36 exons. The coding region runs from base 1387 to 5934 and encodes 1515 amino acids. Gene Ontology annotation, molecular function: Roundabout binding; heparin binding; calcium ion binding. NCBI's taxonomy places the organism in Eukaryota, Metazoa, Chordata, Actinopteri, Clupeiformes, Engraulidae. The record is from RefSeq and is a predicted model, not a curated record. Gene Ontology annotation, biological process: axon guidance.